CCAGAGUAAAACACAGAGAGAGAGAGAGAGAGAGAGAGAGAGAGAAUCAGAGUUAGUAUUAGUAGAAGAAGAAGAUGAUCAUAGUGAUUUAGGGCGGGUGAGACCCAUUUUUAGUCUUUUCCUCUCUCUGAAAGCUUUAAGGUCGCCACCGUCGCUCUGUCGGCAUAAAGUUCCGGUCUUUAUUCCGGGUUAAAAUGACGGAUUUCACUUUUUAAGUCGAGGAAAAAUCCCGACUUGGUCAUAGUUUCCGUGACCCAAUGCUUCCUUGAUUGUUUUUCUUGGUGGGUUUUUGUUCUUGAAGUCGAUUUUUGUUGAAAGACUGAAAAUUUCUGAUCUUUUUUGGUUCUGGGUUUGUGGUGAUAGGAACUUUCCGAUCAUGGUUGAGCUUUCUGGGUGAGUUUGGGAACUGAAAAAGCAGAUGAAUUUCAACAAGUUUUGAUUUUUGUUGAAUUGGGGAUUGGGGAUUGGUUUUUUGGAGGUUGAUUAGUUUUUUAUGAGUGGUUAACUUCAAGUUGGUUUUGUUUGUGCUUGAGUGAUCAACUUCAAGGUGGUGUUUUUAUUUGUGUUUAAUUUGAGUUUGAUUGUUUUUGGAAGAUUGAGAUGGUUCAUCAAAGAGCCUAGAUUUUUAGUGGAUAGAGUGUUGCCUUUUUUGGAUUUGACCCUUUGAUCUAUGAGGAAAACAAAAAUGACUUUAUUGCUUUGUUUAGAUUUGUUCUAAAGAUUUUUGCUUUUUGUUUUUUGUUAUCUUAGAUCAUCAUUGAGGUUACUGGGGUUAUGAGAUUGAAUUUAUUGAUGAAUUUUUGUGGGGCAUGGAUUGUUUUUGUUAGUGAUUGAAGUGAUCAGUUACUUAUUCAGUGGUUACUGCAUCAGGCAGGAACCCAUUCUUUUGGUCUCCAAUUGAGUCUCUCUGGCUUUCUGCUCUCUGUUUUUUUGGGCCAAAACUCUUUUGCCUUCAAAGAGAAAGUUGCUAGUUCAUCAUCUUUUAGCUUUCCAACAAAUUUGGGAGUCGAAAAUAUGGCAGUGUCUUUGACUCGUUUUUCAUGGUGCUGGUGGGGUGGGAAAGAGAAGGAGCCUGGGAAUAAUGGGGCUUCACUGAAUUCUCCAUUAGAGUGGGGUUUCGGGGGCCUGAGGGAACCUGGUACGGUUCAGUUCCCUUCGGUUAAGGGCACGAAAAUGGCCUCUUCGCCUAGAAAGGUGAAGCGGAAAUGGCAGAGUAGGGAGGAGAGGAGAAUUGACAGGGAGUAUGAUGUUGUGAUUGUGCCAUCAGAUGGUGGUGGUUGCUUGUCAGGGUCUGAAUCCGAUGACUCGGACUGGUCCAUUGGGUGGUUGGAACCUCAUGGUUCUGGUUUCCAGAGUGAUGAUGAGUCGGAUAAUAGUUUUGCAGUGCUGGUGCCUUGCUAUAGCCCUGGUUGCAAGGAGGUGGUGGAAGGUUCAAACAAUGAGCUUUUGAGUGCCAUCAAGAACCUCCCUGAUGAGUUCUCUCCUGAUUGCAAGAAUUAUAUGGAACAAUGGCUGUCUUCUCUUCAAAACUUUGAUGCCUAAACUAGCUGUUAUCUCUUAAGGAUUGGCCCUACUGCACUGAGUUCUUCAUUUCGUGAUCCGCUUGAAGAAUCGGAGCUGUUGCAUAAUUAGCUAAAAGUAGAAAAUAAUCUAGAAUGGGAUAGACAGUGUGCCUCAGCAUCCUGCUUAGAAGCACCGAAGAUUAACCUGCAUCAGACUUGAGGAUAAGAAACCGAGAGCUUUUAGUUUUGUAGACAGCUGGGAAGACGAUUCUUGUUUUCCAGCAUGCUGAAUGCUCUAAUUGUCAUCCUUCUACUACUAGGCGCACAUCAACUAAUGUGAAAUAUGAUGGAUAUUCUUUUGUUGUAAAUAUGGUUUUUGUGAAAUAUGAUAAUGAUGAUUAUGCU
Molecule: messenger RNA, 1907 nt
Organism: Fragaria vesca subsp. vesca
Lineage: Eukaryota; Viridiplantae; Streptophyta; Magnoliopsida; Rosales; Rosaceae
Exons: 2
Coding region: 1015-1542 (175 amino acids)
Source: RefSeq, a predicted model, not a curated record